CGUGAUGUCAUAUGGCAGCAAUAACAACGAUGUUAUAAAUCAUAAAAAUGAGCACUCUGACUCGACCGAAAUCUCCUCGGACGCCAAAUUCUGGCAAAAAUUUCGACAAGGAAGAAAGUUUCUGGGACAAAAUUGGAACCCUUGGCAGAAAGAAACGUAUUAAAGAAGUCCAAGAAGUUCAGGAGGAGGGCAAAAUAGCGAUCGACUCGCCAGGUAGUCCAAAUGCUCCCAUCAUUCCACCAGAGGACUAUAAUCUUGAGGACAACGAGUCCCGUUCGAUCAUACCGCCGGCAUCCUUACAGCAUCCGCACGUCCGGGAACUGCUCCAGGUGCUUAUCGAUUGGAUUAAUGAUGAGCUGGUCGAGGAACGGAUUAUCGUCACCGACAUCGAGGAAGAUCUGUACGAUGGACAAGUGCUGCAGAAACUAUUCGAGAAGCUGACCGGAAAUAAGCUGAACGUAGCGGAGGUCACACAAUCAGCCGAGGGGCAACGGCAGAAGUUAACCGUUGUGUUGAAUGCGGUCAAUCAUACGCUUGGAUUCCAUCAUACUAUUCCUAAAUGGUCGGUCGAAAGCAUACACACGAAAAAUAUUGUCUCGAUUUUGCAUUUGUUGGUAGCGCUGGUACGCCACUACCGCGCUCCAAUUCGGCUUCCUGAGAAUGUCUACGUUACGGUUGUUAUGGCUCAGAAAAUCAACGGGAAAUUAACGAGCAAGCAGUUCCAGGAACAGAUCACCCAACAGUACGAUGAUGUGGGAAUGCGCUGCGAACGGGACGCAUUCGACACGCUUUUUGACCACGCUCCGGAAAAGUUGGCGGUAGUGAAAAAAUCACUAAUCACCUUCGUCAACAAGCAUCUGAAUAAGCUGAACUUCGAGGCGGCCGAUUUGAGUGCCGACUUCAAGGAUGGGGUAUUUCUUUGUCUGUUGAUGGGUUUGCUGGGUGGAUUCUUCGUGCCACUGCACGAGUUUCAUCUUACGCCAAAGGAUGCCGACCAGAUGGUGCACAAUGUAGGGUUUGCGUUCGAACUGAUGUUGGACCAGGGUUUGAAACCGAAGGCGAGACCAGAAGACAUCGUCAACAUGGAUCUGAAGUCCACUCUGCGUGUUCUGUAUACUCUGUUUACAAAGUAUCGCAACAUUUCUUGAACGCAAAUGGAGAUGCUAUAUGGUAGCUUAAACCGCGGUACCCGGUUCGAAUGGAAUACUGACAUCAUAUAUUCUGAAAGUGACAAUUUCAUGGGAAUGCACAAUAGGAACUAACUUCAUAGUAUUAAACCAAGUGUCUUAACAAAAUCACUAGUGAAUAACAAAGUUUUGUAACAAUGAAGCGAGAGCAUCUUUUAACUUGUUUUCCCCUUUUAGAUGGAAUGAGAUUUAUUUAUAGUGCACUUAUUGUUAGUAAGGCAAUUGUUUAUGAAAAGAUAACUUAUAAAAUUAUUUACCUAAUAAAACAUAAAAGCGAAUAAUUAA
This is a messenger RNA of Toxorhynchites rutilus septentrionalis, 1472 nucleotides long. It is a transcript of the gene parvin, whose product is annotated as beta-parvin. Lineage: Eukaryota; Metazoa; Arthropoda; Insecta; Diptera; Culicidae. The record is from RefSeq and is a predicted model, not a curated record. Gene Ontology annotation, cellular component: focal adhesion; actin cytoskeleton; cytoplasm. The coding region runs from base 48 to 1148 and encodes 366 amino acids. The transcript is spliced from 5 exons. Gene Ontology annotation, molecular function: actin binding. Gene Ontology annotation, biological process: actin cytoskeleton organization; substrate adhesion-dependent cell spreading; cell projection assembly.